This is a messenger RNA of Rotaria socialis, 603 nucleotides long. The record is from the annotation of a GenBank genome assembly. Lineage: Eukaryota; Metazoa; Rotifera; Eurotatoria; Philodinida; Philodinidae.
AUGACAAAUAUAGAUAUUAAAAGUCGUUUUUAUCUAUUACAACUUGAAGUUGCACACGGUUCGGAUCGAUAUGAUAUUCAUAUUCAUAUGGAACGACCACCUUUGGUUCUCGAUCUUAUGCAAGAGAUAGAAAACAAAGCCAGAGUUCCUAUUAUGAAUCAACAAUUACUCUAUCGUGGGACACGUUUGCAUCAAACGCCCGAUAAACCAUUGGAAGGCUUUGGUUUAUUUAAUGGAAAUCGUAUUAUUUUAGUUGGAGAAAAAUUAGCUGGUUUAGAAGAUGAACAUUUUAGACGUUUAUUAACUAUAGAAAAAAAUGCUAAAAUAAUUAAUGAUGUAAUUGGAGUUGUUUGUCGUGAUUUUGAAAAUUUAAAAAAAAGUCAACAACCACGAGAUCAAUGUACACAAUUACUUGAAGAUUUACAAGCCCAUAGUGAACGUUGUCGUUUCGAUUUGAAAACAUUUCAAUCGCUUGCUAAUGACUUGAAAGUUGAUUCAUCAGAAUAUGACGCUUAUAGAAAAAAAGAUCAAGUCGUUAGAUUGAUUCGAGAUCGCCUAGACAUUUUAUCAAAUAUUAUUUCUGCUAUAUCGUCAUAUCAAUAG